AUGGCGGGCACAGUCAACAAACCCAAGAAGCCCAAGUCCAAGAGAGGCACAACUCGUCUUCGCCACAAGAUUGAAAAGGCAUCGGCGGCCAAGCAGAGAAAAGACCGGAAACUAGCCAAGAAGAACCCAGAAUGGCGUUCCAAGCUGAAGAAGGACCCCGGCAUCCCCAACCUCUUCCCAUAUAAAGAAAAGCUGUUGCAAGAGAUUGAAGAGAAGCGUAUGCGCAAGGCAGCCGAGGCCGAGAAGAGGAGGGAACUGGCCAAAGCGGCCAAGACGGGCGCUCUUGAAGAGAAGGACGAGCAAGAAAUGGACGAGGCCUAUGCCGAUGCCGAUGCCGAUGCCGAUGGAGAUGUCGCCGAGCAAACGGGCGACGACGACCUCAUGGACGAGGACGUGGACGAGUCCAACCCCAUGGCGGCAUUGCUGGCAAGCGCAAGAGCUGCGGCAGCUCAGUACGACAAGGAGCUGGCCGAUGGCGACAGCAUGGAUGACGACGACGAGAGCCAUGAUUCCGACAAUGGCAAUGGCGGCGGCAACGAGAUUUCGGUCGGUCAGGCAUCGUCGCGCAAGACGUACGACAAAGUCUUCAAGCAGGUGGUGGAGCAGGCCGACGUGGUGCUGUACGUGCUGGAGGCCCGAGACCCCGAGGGCACCCGAUCCAGGGAGGUGGAGCGAAGCAUCAUGGCUGCUGCCUCUGGUGGCAAGCGGCUCAUUCUCGUGCUCAACAAGGUCGACUUGAUACCCCCCAAGGUCCUGCGCGGCUGGCUUGCGCACCUGCGACGUUAUUUCCCGACCCUGCCGCUCCGCGCGUCGGGCGCUGCGCCCAACGCCCACGUCUUCAACCACCGCGACCUGACGACGCAGAGCACGUCGGCAGCCCUGUUCAGGGCGCUCAAGAGCUACGCCGCCAGCCGCCAGCUGAAGCGGGCCGUGUCCGUCGGCGUCAUCGGCUACCCCAACGUGGGCAAGAGCUCCGUCAUCAACGCUCUGCUCAGCAGGAUGAGCGGCAGAGGCGGCGGCUCAUCCAAGGCCUGCCCCGCCGGCGCCGAGGCCGGUGUCACCACGAGCAUCCGCAGCGUCAAGAUUGACAGCAAGCUGACGCUGCUCGACUCGCCCGGCGUCGUGUUCCCUUCUUCCUCCUCGUCCACCCAGUCCGCCGGCGGGCUCGUCAACCUGAAGAACGCCACCGAGGCGCACGCGCACCUCAUCCUCCUCAACGCCGUGCCCCCGAAGCAGAUCGACGAUCCCGUCCCCGCAGUCGGCCUGCUCAUCCGCCGGCUGUCCUCGUCACCCGAGCUGAUGCAGAAGCUCACCGCCGUCUACGACGUUCCGGCCCUGCUCCCCAACCGACUCGACGGGGACGUCACGACGGAUUUCCUCGUGCAGGUCGCCCGCAAGCGCGGCCGUCUCGGCAGAGGCGGCGUCCCCAACAUCAACGCCGCCGCCAUGACGGUGGUGACGGAUUGGCGCGACGGCCGCAUCCAAGGCUGGGUGGAGCCUCCCGCCCUGGUGGUAACCGACGCGACAGAUGGCCCUGCGGGGAGCAAGGCCAAGGACGCGGGCGAGCAUGACGUGGCCCCCGAUCACAAGGAGAUUGUCUCGGAAUGGGCCGCUGAAUUCAAGCUCGAGGGCCUGUGGGGUGACGCCGAUGCCGCCGGUUCUGGGGGGGGAGAAGCCAUGGAGGAGUAA
Messenger RNA from Ustilaginoidea virens, 1689 nucleotides. RefSeq lists its product as uncharacterized. The coding region runs from base 1 to 1689 and encodes 562 amino acids. The record is from RefSeq and is a predicted model, not a curated record. Gene Ontology annotation, molecular function: GTP binding. Gene Ontology annotation, cellular component: nucleolus. NCBI's taxonomy places the organism in Eukaryota, Fungi, Ascomycota, Sordariomycetes, Hypocreales, Clavicipitaceae. The transcript is spliced from 2 exons.